Oikopleura dioica is the source of this 312-nucleotide messenger RNA. NCBI's taxonomy places the organism in Eukaryota, Metazoa, Chordata, Appendicularia, Copelata, Oikopleuridae. The record is from the annotation of a GenBank genome assembly.
AUGAAUGGUAUUUGCUGGGCAUAUUCGCGAAUUCCCUUCAUCGGAGCGCGAAAAAACCAGCUGCCGAAGCAUCUCGGUCUAAUUUCAUACGAGCGAAAGACGCCUCUCGUCGGCCAAAGCUUUCUGCUGAUCAUUGCGACUAUCAUGGUGAUUCCUGAGUCGACGAAUAUUGCCUCGCUUAUUGAUUAUGUCUCGCCCUUGACUUGGAUUCUAGCGAGCGGAGUGUUUGCUAGUAUUUUUGUAUUCCGAUACGGGGUUGAUUUGAAACCGGUAUUUUUGGAAGAAAUCAAGGUUAACCCUCAAAAGCGCUAA